AUGGGAGCAUCCAGGGCGGCGAUCAACGGAGCGCCCCAGUUCCUACGGGAUCUCGCUGUCCAGGUCGAGAUCCUCGCUUGCCUCCAUUGGCUGGUCGAAUUUCAGAUCCUCGCCUGCAUCCCGCUCGAAGAGAGCGUUCUGCUCAAGGACUUGGCCGAUCUGGCAGGGGUCCCGGCGGGGCAGCUGGCCCGAGUGGUUCGGCUGACCGCCAGCCGCGGAUUCCUGCACGAGCCGGAAGCGGACCACGUCGCGCACACGCAGCUGUCGGCGCAAUUCAUUACGAACCAGUCCCUGCUGGACGCCACCGUCUUCAUGGCUGAGUGCGCGGCCCCGGCGGCGCUGCAAAUGUCGUUUGCGACGCACCGCUUCGGCGGUGCUUCUGCCGCCAACCCUACUGGCGCUGGCGCUGGCGCUGCGGUUGCGGCCGCCGCCGCGGCCGCCGACGGCGCUUUCGAUCUGGCCUUUGCGACGCAGGACCCUUCCUCCCAGGGAGCGGGCCGGGAGCAGUCCAGAAUGCGCCGCGGGUGGUCAGCAUAUCUCGCACACCUGUCCGGGUCACAUGCGGAGAGCGAGGUAGUCAAUGCACUCCUGCGGCUCAGCUGGUCGAAUCUGGGCAAUGCAUGUGUCGUCGAGGUCGGUGCGCAUUCUGCCUCACUGGCGAGGGCCCUGGCACACCACUGCCCAAACCUCCGCCUGGUGGUGCAGAUUGACAGGAAGGCCCAGCAGCAGCCGUCACCAUCGCCCGCUCCCGUCAGCAUGUGGAAUGGGAUGUUAUCGGGCGUCUUCUGCCAAGACGAGGUGGCGGACCACCUGGCUCCUCCCCGCCAAGAGGGCUCGCCCAGCUCCUCGGGAUCCGGCUCGGGCGCAAAUCACCCCGGGGUGACCGUAACGUACCGCGCGGCGGGCAUGCCGCAGCCAAUAACGGAUGCGGCCGCCUACAUCAUCCACCUCACACCGCCUCACCCGUCGGGCGGCGGGGCGGAGGGCGGCCGCACCCUCCGCACCCAGCUCGACGAGUACGUCGGCCUGCUUCGCGCAAGCCGGGGCAUCAUGCUCGUCCUGACGGCAGAUGUACUCCCCGAGCCCGGCAGUAUGCCGAACCCCGAGGUCGAGGCCGUGGCCCGCGCCCGCGAUCUCAGCAUGUUUCAACUAUCUAACCGGGGCGCCGUGGAACUCGCGGACCUGCUGGGCAUAAUAAACUCGUUGGGUGACGGAUUCGGAAAGCUCACCGUCAUCAACAAGCUGCGGGCACCCGACGGCCUCGUCUUGGUUCUUGUCGUGAAGUAUCAGGCUUGUUGA
Thermothelomyces thermophilus ATCC 42464 is the source of this 1299-nucleotide messenger RNA. RefSeq lists its product as uncharacterized. The transcript is spliced from 3 exons. Gene Ontology annotation, molecular function: methyltransferase activity. NCBI's taxonomy places the organism in Eukaryota, Fungi, Ascomycota, Sordariomycetes, Sordariales, Chaetomiaceae. The record is from RefSeq and is a predicted model, not a curated record. Bases 1 to 1299 code for a protein of 432 amino acids.